This is a messenger RNA of Myotis brandtii (Brandt's bat), 3123 nucleotides long. It is a transcript of the gene ME1, whose product is annotated as malic enzyme 1, NADP(+)-dependent, cytosolic. NCBI's taxonomy places the organism in Eukaryota, Metazoa, Chordata, Mammalia, Chiroptera, Vespertilionidae. The transcript has 13 exons. The coding region runs from base 144 to 1619 and encodes 491 amino acids. The record is from RefSeq and is a predicted model, not a curated record. Gene Ontology annotation, molecular function: NAD binding; malate dehydrogenase (decarboxylating) (NAD+) activity; malate dehydrogenase (decarboxylating) (NADP+) activity. Gene Ontology annotation, cellular component: mitochondrion. Gene Ontology annotation, biological process: pyruvate metabolic process; malate metabolic process.
UGGCUUUUACCCUGGAAGAAAGACAACUAUUGAAUAUUCAUGGAUUAUUGCCACCUGGCUUCAUCAAUCAGGAUAUCCAAGUUCUUAGAAUAAUUAAAAAUUGUGAGCGUCUGAACUCUGACUUUGACAGGUAUCUUCUCUUAAUGGAUCUUCAAGAUAGAAAUGAAAAGCUCUUUUAUCGAGUGCUUAUGUCUGACAUUGAGAAGUUCAUGCCUAUUGUUUAUACUCCUACUGUGGGUCUGGCUUGCCAGCAAUAUAGUUUAGUUUUUCGGAAACCAGGAGGUCUUUUUAUUAGUAUCCAUGAUCGAGGGCAUAUUGCUUCAAUUCUUGAUGCAUGGCCAGAAGAUGUCAUCAAGGCUAUUGUGGUGACCGAUGGAGAGCGUAUUCUUGGCUUGGGAGACCUUGGUAGUAAUGGAAUGGGCAUCCCUGUGGGUAAAUUGGCUCUGUAUACAGCUUGUGGAGGGAUGAAUCCUCGUGAAUGUCUGCCCAUCACUCUGGACGUGGGAACAGAAAAUGAGGAGUUACUUAAAGAUCCGCUGUACAUUGGACUCCGGCAGAGAAGAGUGAGAGGUCCUGAAUAUGAUGCUUUUUUGGAUGAAUUCAUGGUGGCAGUUUCUUCCAAGUAUGGCAUGGAUUGCCUUAUUCAAUUUGAAGAUUUUGGCAAUGUAAAUGCAUUUCGUCUCCUGAACAAAUAUCGAAACCAGUAUUGCACAUUCAACGAUGAUAUUCAAGGAACAGCAUCUGUUGCAGUCGCAGGUAUCCUUGCAGCUCUUCGAAUAACCAAGAACAAACUGUCUGAUCAAACAAUACUAUUCCAAGGAGCUGGAGAGGCUGCCUUAGGGAUUGCAAACCUGAUUGUAAUGGCCAUGGAGAAAGAAGGUUUACCAAAGGAGAAAGCCAUAAAAAAGAUAUGGAUGGUUGACUCUAAAGGAUUGAUAGUUAAGGGGCGUGCUGCCUUAACAAAAGAAAAAGAGGAAUUUGCUCAUGAACAUGAAGAAAUGAAAAACCUAGCAGACAUUGUUCAAGAAAUAAAACCAACUGCUCUCAUAGGAGCUGCCGCAAUUAGUGGGGCAUUCUCGGAACAAAUCCUCAAAGACAUGGCUGCCUUCAAUGAACGGCCUAUUAUUUUUGCUUUGAGUAAUCCAACCAGCAAAGCAGAAUGUACUGCAGAGCAGUGUUAUAAAGCAACCCAGGGGCGUGCGAUUUUUGCCAGUGGCAGUCCUUUUGAUCCAGUCACUCUUCCAGAUGGUCGGACCCUGUAUCCUGGCCAAGGCAACAACUCCUAUGUGUUUCCUGGAGUUGCCCUUGGUGUUGUGGCGUGUGGAUUGAGGCAUAUCACAGACAAGGUUUUUCUCACUACUGCUGAGGUUAUAGCUCAGGAAGUGUCAGAUAAGCACUUGGCAGAGGGCCGCCUGUAUCCUCCUUUGAACACCAUUAGAGAUAUUUCUCUGAAAAUUGCAGUAAAGAUUGUGAAAGAUGCAUACCAAGAAAAGACAGCCACAAUUUAUCCUGAACCCCCAAACAAGGAAGCGUUUGUCUGCUCUCAGAUGUAUAGCACUGAUUAUGACCAGAUUCUACCUGAGGAGGCCCAGAAAAUACAGACCAAAUCUGACCAGUAACAUAAUAACUAACAUUUCUAAUUCCAUUAAUGAGAUCUGAAAUCUUUCAUAAUUUUUAAAGAUUAGAAUCUUUUAUAAUGAUUUAAAAUAUGCUAGAUUAAGAUAAUUUUACUUUAACAAUCUAAAAAUUUAUGGGAAAAUAUUAAUAUACUUUAGGGCACAUAUCAUACUAGAUAAUUUUGCUUCAUUUACUUUCUGGUUAUUUAUGAUUUCUAUCUUAUUUUGCCCAAGUUCUCUUUAAAAGCUAUUGUACCUACUACUGAGAAACUCAUUGUUUUUAUAUAGGGAACUAAUGGGAAGACCAAAAUUAGUAAUAAAUUGACAUGAUUAAAAUUAAAACCCAUCAUUCUUUGGUUGACCAUUUUGUUAAAAAUCUUUUUUUAUAUAUAGACAGAAAUAUAUUUAGGCAUAAAUGAACUUUUGCUAAAAACAGAAAUAACACGUUGUUGCCUAGAGAAAUAUAACUUCUCAGGUAUUUUUAUUCCAAUUCCAGACCAUACUUGUUCUUUUGGUGCAACUGAAUUCUAACAUUUCUAAGAAAGAUUAUUGCUGUUUACAAUGCGUUGGGCAGCCUUAGAUUUUAAUAUUCUUUCUCCAUUGUUACAUCUUCUUAUCAUCUUGGCCUCCAUCACCUAUCCCUUCUAAUAGCAUCUUUCUUUCCCCUGACUAAGUACCCUAUCCUUCAGCUCCACUUUACUGCUGCUGGGCCUUUGAGGACUAUGGCUCCUGUCCUGAGGUAGGUACCUUCAGUUCAGCACAGGCUGAGCAGUGGGAAGAGCAGAGGGGAGAGUAGGUCAGCUCCUUGAGAAAAGGCUGUCUGUGGCGUCAACCUCUUAAGACAAGGAUCUGCAGAGUCAGGAGCGAGAGCCCAGUUCCUAGACAAGCUGGGUUCCCACUUGAGUGACCUGCUCUAAUGUUCCUUUGAUUCGUUCAGAUAAUCAAGAGCUCCUUUUGUGGUUACAGUAAACACAAUUUCCUCUGAAUUUGGAGAAAAUUUUGUAACCACUUCCCCAAUAGCAGAAAUCUUUACAUUAGAUAUUAAAAUAUUCUAAUUACCAUUAGUAGUUACAGCCAAGAAAUUCAUGUUCAUUUCAAGCUUUACUUUAGAAACUAAUCACUGAACUUCUGGAGACAAUUUUAAAUUCAUAAGCUCAGGUACAAUAACAUUUGCUAUUUACUUGUAGAAUUUUUCAGAGAAUUUUCUGGUUUUUGAAGUAAUGCUUUUAAAGAAUAUAAAAUGAUGUUCAAGGUUAACUAUACUAUAAAUGAUUUUAUUGUAAGUGGAAGGUUACAAAUUGUUUUAAGUGGGAGAAGAGGUGGGGGUAUUUCUGAAGGUAAGAUUUAGUCAAGAAUUUCCUCAAUAUAGUUAUUUUGAUAAGAUCCAGAAUGCCUCUUUUUUGUCUGUUUCGAUGUUGUCUUAUAGCUCUAACUAAAUGUACUUACCUAUGCAAAAGAUUUAUUAAAGCAUAGAAAAAGUGAAUGAAGAAAAGUGUAAAAUAAUUGU